This is a messenger RNA of Bactrocera latifrons, 485 nucleotides long. RefSeq lists its product as uncharacterized. The record is from RefSeq and is a predicted model, not a curated record. The transcript has 2 exons. Lineage: Eukaryota; Metazoa; Arthropoda; Insecta; Diptera; Tephritidae. The coding region runs from base 104 to 361 and encodes 85 amino acids.
CUGUUCACAACCAAAUGUCAUAUUGGAAAGAUUUACUUCUGAUGUAUAGUAAUAGCAUAAUUUCGAAAAUAUUUUCUGUAAUAACUACUCUACCAAUUAUAAAAUGGAAAUUACCCGUGAGUCUGCUAUAGAUGAUGAGGAUCUUGGAAAGAUUGCCGAGAAUAAUUUCCAAAGAAUCCUCCAAAAAUCAGCAAAAAUUGGGUAUGCCGAUGGUGUGUCAGAUGGAAAGGAAGAAAUAUUUCAAAUAGCAUUUAACAAAGGAUACUCAGAUGGAUUGCGAACCGGUUUCGAAUUAGAGAAAUAUAAUGCGCUUUCUCUAAAUUUAGAAAUUGAUAGUGAAGAAAAAUUUAAAAAAUUAUAAUCAAACAGUCUCUAAAUGACUUCGUUGCACACUGCGGCAGAUAUGAAUCUUGGGUACCAAUUUUAAAAUUCUUAUUGAAAUAAUUUUUUAAUCAAUAUAAACAAACUUUUCCUUUAACAACUAA